Dermacentor silvarum is the source of this 842-nucleotide messenger RNA. RefSeq lists its product as uncharacterized. The transcript has 3 exons. Lineage: Eukaryota; Metazoa; Arthropoda; Arachnida; Ixodida; Ixodidae. The record is from RefSeq and is a predicted model, not a curated record. Bases 92 to 760 code for a protein of 222 amino acids.
GAUUCAAAGCCGUACAAAACUGAACACGGUAGCCCAUGCUGAAUGCAUCGUGGCCAGCCUACACUAGAAGCAAGACCGCAACGAGAACAGAAUGCAAGGGGCCAGACAUACUACAAUGCCUGCUGUCGCUGCUUUUUUCAUGGCUCUGAUGGUUUCCUGCUUCGCUUCUCCAUAUGAAGAAUGCCUAGAGCACCAGCUCGUACCCGAUGCUGCCAUCAACAAUGCCGUCCUUGCACUCACAAAGGGCGAACACUCGACCGAUGGCUCUGUGUUUGAGAAAUGGAGCUCGGGCCCUCUCGUCGUGAACGUGACAUCAUGGCACUCCAACAUAGAGAACACUUUACAACCAUUCACGCGAUCCUGUGAAGGAGGAGACGCCACGGUAGAUGCAGAGUUUGAGGUCAGCUGGGUCGUGAGUGCACAGUUCGCUGUCGGUGAAGAAGAGGAUGUAUUGGGCGCUGUUGACGUUGUUUUCAGGCAAGCGGUGGCGAAGGUGCGGUUCCAGUUGAGCAUGUUUUCUGCAAACGAAACAUUCACGCUGCACCCACUGGCUGCGCGGGCGACGUGGCCAGGAACUGUCUCAGCGAGCGUUUACAGCGUCGCUCAUGGAUAUUACGGGGGACCCGUGGACAUUCUCGCCAGCCUGUUGGCUAAAUUCUACGCGUUUGAGAUACUGAGCUGGAACUCGGCGCGUUCCGUCAUUACAAGGCUUUUCGUAGACAGAGCAAAUGAAAUGGGCCCUUUUUAUGUAGAGUUUUAGCAGAUUUCUUUUUAUCAUAUCCCCUUCAGGUGACAAUUCUCAACACUGAAACUAUAGUUUCACCCCAUGUCUUGUAACUAAG